Messenger RNA from Symphalangus syndactylus (siamang), 13180 nucleotides. It is a transcript of the gene ZNF337, whose product is annotated as zinc finger protein 337. The record is from RefSeq and is a predicted model, not a curated record. Gene Ontology annotation, cellular component: nucleus. Lineage: Eukaryota; Metazoa; Chordata; Mammalia; Primates; Hylobatidae. Gene Ontology annotation, molecular function: DNA-binding transcription factor activity, RNA polymerase II-specific. Gene Ontology annotation, biological process: regulation of transcription by RNA polymerase II.
CUGGGCGUCAGCGGGCCGUGAGGUGCGUGGUACACCGUCGGUGACCUCACCGCCUCGGUUCGCCCUCAGCCGCCCUGGUGAGCCGCGCUCCUGCGGGUCCCUCUCUCCAGCGCGCCCUUCCCGCGCAGGAAGAAGGGCCGGGAAGGCCUGGGACACGAGGGCGCUGCUGGGGCCGUAGCGCGCACUCCCUCCGGCCCGGCGUCUCCGCGUUCUGGGGAGGGGCGGAGACCCAGGCCGCGCCUUGGAGUGGGCGGUGGGGCUGCGGCUUGCCGAGCGCCCCGGGUCUGGGCAGCCACUGAGUCUCUGUCCCCGGUUGCGUGUAGUGGCGACUCGGGCGGUGAACAGCCCAGAUUUCACAGGGGCGCCGAGCAACCCAGGUCCCCGUGUGCCAGGGUCGCCGCUCCUCGGGUGGGGACGGGCCAGCGGCCUAGCGAGCUGCCACGGGGGUCUUUUGGCUGGAGGUGGAGGGGGACUCGGCCACAGCCAGGGUCCACUGGUGGGGUGGGGGUUACAGCCCUGAGACUGGUGGGCUAGGUCCGACUCGGGUUCCCUCCGACUCUGAUGCUCCAGACUUUGUUGUGGGAGGCGGGACCGGGGAGGACUUCGCCCGCGUGUUUUGGGGAAGGGCCGCUGCUUUGAGUUGGGGGCGCCCCGCCUUGGGACGAUCUUCCGCGGAUAGGAGUGUAGGCCGGGACCGAAUGUCCUCACACGGGCACGUCUAGACGUGUGGGGGGGCGGGGGCUCUGCGUGGGGCAGCGUCCGCGGGAGGUGAGGUGGCUGUGGGGACCCAGGUGGCCUCUUCCCUGGGACCUUGCUAAUGAUGGCAAAAUCCGGGUUCUGCCAAAAUAUAUUUAAAAAGGUUUAUUCCUAGUCAGUAUGAGUGACUGUGGCCCAGGUUAUUCAGUCUCAAGAGGUCCUGAGAAAGUGCCCGAGGCGGUCGGGCUUGCAGGUUAAUUUUAUACAAUUCAGGAAGACAGGAAUUUCAGGUAAAAUAAUAAAUCAGGCUGAGCACUGUGGCUCAUGCCUGUAAUCCCAGCACUUUGGGAGGCCAGGAGUUCCAGAGCAGCCUGGGCAGCACAGCAAGACCCUGUCUCUACAUGAAAUUAGAAAAAUAAAAAAUUAGCAGGGCCUGGUGUCCUAUGCAUGUGGUCUCAGCUACUUGGGAGGCCCAAUCAAUUGAGUCCGGGAGGUGGAGGCUGUAACGAGCUAUGUUGGCUGCACUGCACGCUAGCCUGGGCAACACAGCAAGAUCCCGCCUCCAAAAAGAAAAUUAUAAAUCAACAAGAGAAAGAUAUACACGGGUUCCUCCCGAAAAGCCGGUAUAUCUCCAAACGGGUUUAUACCUCUUGGGGACACUUACGGAUUAUUUAGUGGACAGUUGGUUGAGAGACUUAAGCUAUUGCCUAAAGACUGGAAUCAGAAGCAUGCCAGAGUUAAGGGGAUUGGCGUAGAUAAAAGUUCUUAUUAUGUAGAUGCAGCCUCUUAGUGGCAGCUCUCAGAAUAGAUGGUAAAUGUCUAUUUUCAGUUUUUUGGGUUUUUUUGUUUUUGUUUUUUAGAAAGAGUCUUGCUUUGUCGCCCAGGCUAGAGUGCAGUGGCAUGAUCUCAGCUCACUGCAACCUCCACCUCCCAGAUUUGAGCAGUUCUGCUGCCUCAGCCUCCUGAGUAGCUGGGACUACAGGCGCCCGCCACCAUGCCUGGCUAAUUUUUGUAUUUUUAGUAGAGAUGGGGUUUCACCAUGUUGCUCAGGCUGGUCUUGACCUCCUGACCUCAGGUGAUCCACCCACCUCGGCCUCCCAAAGUGCUGGGAUUACAGGUGUGAGCCACCGCGUGUCAGGCUGGCUGUCUCUUCCAGACCUAGGAAAGGCUUAGAACGAAGGAGGUCUGGCUAUGUUAAUGGAGAUUCGCUGCAGAUGCAAAUUUUCCCACUCAUGACAGCUUUGCGGGGCUAUCCAUUUCAAUCUGUUGCCCCUGUGGCAGCCACUUCAAAACAUGUCAAAGAAGUAUAUUUUGUAAUUUCCUUCAGCAUCUGCUGUCAUGUGAUGCUGUACCAGAGUCAGGUUGGAAAGUGAGCCUCAUUAUAUAAGAGUAAUAAAACUCGUCUGAUGAGAUUUUAUGGUUUCUCAGGCAGGACUCCCCAAGCCUCAUAGAUAGGCAUUUGGGCAAGGGAAAAAAGGUGAAUUUAGUCCUCACCAGGUUGGCAGGGCUUCCUCGGUUAUUGGAGUGGGAGUAACAGCAACCAUUAGGCCCUGCAGUUUUUUUUAAAUGCCUUUGGGGCUGUGCAGUGACCAUCCAAAUAACUGAUUUAAUCAUUUCAUUAUGGAAAAAUUGUCAGCAGAACCCCAAAGUAGAGAGACCCAUCAGUCAAGAUAUACCUCAUGACCUUGCAAGCUAAUCUAGCUUAACCGAGAUCCCCUCCUAACCUAUGCAGAUUCAUUGAGAAAUGUCAUAGCCAUGCCUAACUGGUUAAGACAUAGCCCUUUACAGCGAGAGUUGAAACCCAAGCUCUAGCACUUUCUUGGCUGUGUUGCUUUGAGAAAGGUAUUUAAAUGUUUUGUGCCUGUUUCCUCAUCUGAAAUUGGUGGGUAAUAGUCACUUCAUAGGACAGUUGUGAAGAUAGAAUGCAGAAAAAUUUGUGCCAUGCCUGGAACCAUCCCUGGCAUAUAUUAAAUUCUCAAUAAGUGUUAAAUUAUAAUGAAUAUCAACACUUCCUUAUUCUGGAAGCACCAACGGGAUAAGCUGUGUUUAGGGUUAGCAUCAUGUCAGGACAGGCUCUGUUGUGAUGCCCACACUCAGGAUCUGUUCCCAGGAACCUGCGUACAGUUGUUUUCUUCUCUGGAAGACUUUGGGUCCUUUUUUUUAACAAGAAGAGGCUCUACCCUGGGACUGGGAAUUUCCAAGGCCACCUUUGAGGAUCACAGAGCCAGUUUUAGAGCUAUUUUAGUCCCCAGCUCCUCUUCCUGCACUCCCACGUUACCCAUGAGAGGACUGUCUGCAGGAUAAGGGAGGACAGCCCAACCCCAGGUGGGGACUUCUUAUGUAUUGCCUUCCUGCAGUGCCUUCUCUGCCCUAAACCAUGGUGGGUUUCCUUUGCUAAUGUCUGGCAUCUUGUGCCCUACACUGUCCCGUCUGAGGCCCAGAACCUCUCAGCCAGUUCUCAUGGGGAACGUUCCCCAGAUCUGAUGCCCUCAUUCAGGACACGUCCAUCAUUGUCCCUACAUUUCUUCUCUCAGUGCUUUAUUCAGGCUGCUGCAUUCGUGGUGCAGACCAGGUCUUGUAAAAAAUUAUUCAGUCAGCAUGUGCUGAGCCAUUGUCCUGUCUCAGGGACAGGGCUUUAUAGUCAUUGCCAUAUUCAUCUCUUCAACCAAUGUGGAAGUUAGGAAUUGGAAUCCCCAUUUCACAGACUAAGAAGUGGUGUGUUAAUCAGUUGAAAUAAUUUUUACAGCUGGGCGUGGGGGCUCACACCUGUAAUCCCAGCACUUUGGGAGGCCAAGGCGGGCAGAUUACCUGAGGUCAGGAGUUCGAGACCAGCCUGGCCAACAUGGUGAAACCUCAUCUCUACUAAAAAUACAGAAAUUAGCCAGGCAUGGUGGCUCACGCCUGUAAUCCCAACUACUCUGGAGCCUGAAGCAAGAGAAUCACUUGAAUCCAGGAGAUGGAGGUUGCAGUGAGCAGAGAACAUGCCACUGCACUACAGCCUGGGGGACAGUGAGACUCUGUCUCAAAAAAUAAUAAUUUUUACUUUAUGUAACAUAUCUGGGAUCAAGUGGACUGGGUUCAAGUUACUUUAUGUAACAUAUCUGGGAUCAAGUGGAGCCAGCUGGGAUUUUGGGGGUUUCUGUUAAGAAUUAGCUUUAUUGAGGUAUAAUUGAGACAAUAAAAUUCUCUCUCAUUUUAAGUUCUAAUUGAUGAGUUUUGAGAACUGUAUAUAGUGAAGUCUUGAUCAUCAAAUCAACAUAUGAACAUUUUUCAUCUCCCAAAAAUGUAGGAGCUGUUUUUUUAUCUUAGGAGAAUUUUAGUGAAAUGUACGUGGAGGAGCUAAAUGUUUCAAGUUUGCCUCAUAUUCAUAUCUAAUUUAUUGGUAACUAAACCACUUUCUUCUGGCUCUCAGUUUCUGUUCCUACAGGAUAUUAACUCCCACAGAUGUCAACAGAUGGCAGGAGUGAGACCAAACAGUUUGCAGUGUUCUCCACUCACACCCUGGAAAUGAAAGUUUUCUCUAUUUUUCCUCUCCAAAUUAUCUCAGAAGGGAUAUUCAAUUUUUUUCAAAUUUACAAUGAAAAAUAUUGAAGUAGGAACUAAAGUAGAGAGAAUAUAUAACAGAUCUCUCUGUUCCCUUGCACCUUAACACUUUGCUCUUCUUAUUUCAUCCAACCCCCUCCCCACCCCAUGCUUUCUGUUUUCAGGCUAGAGCAUCUUGAAGCCAAUCCAAGACACCAUUUUAUCUGUAAAUUUACUGCAGCUACUUCUCUGAGGACUAUUUUUGUUGUUAUUGUUUUGCCUUUUAACAUAACUAGAGUACCAGAAUCAUACUCAACAAAAUCAGCAAUGUAUUAAUUUUACCCAUUACCCAGUUUAUGCAGAAAUUUUCCAGGUCUCAAAAAUUUCUCCUUACAAUUCAGAUUUCACACUCAGGUUCAUUAAGAUGGGAAGCAUGAGAGAAGAAAUAUCUAGAAACCAGCUCAGUAGUGCCCCUUGUCUGUUUUACUUCUCUCUUUGUGAUCUAGGUAAAGGAAGUUUCCCUACCUUGGCAAACUUCCCAUCUGCCUGCUUAGGUGCUGAGGCUUGUUCAUUCUUUCCCUGCCAUAGCUUUUUCCUCCCCUUCCUUCUGCCUGCCAGGCUUAUCUCCUAAUUCUCCUUCUGCCCAUGAGGAUAAAUAAUGAUCACACCACUUACCUAAUUGCCUGGCCCUAGUUCUGGUCCCAACUAUAAUCAGAAAUGUGGAUUCUGGAAUGGCAGUGAGGAGCAAUGUGGACUGUAUCUCCAGCAAAACACCAUAACUGGUAAUUUAGAAAACCAAAAACAACCAUUUAAACCACACAGAAUUUGUCUUAAGACUACUCAGGAAUUUAGAGAAACAUUUAUUCAGAAAAAUCAACUGAGCCCUGAGAACAGUGAGAGUCUGUAACAUUUGACACACAGACUGCUACCCUCCCCACCCCCAUUUUGGUCCACUUUGAGAGAAACUCCACUGUGGGCUGUGAAAAUGACAAGAUGGAACCCUGUCCCUCUCCAGUUCUCAGUCUAUGGUGACAGCUUUUCCCUGAGAGAGGCACGAUGACACUAUUCUUAACUUCUCUCCCCCUGCCAGUCCUGUGUUCCUGAAGCUGGUUUCACGUAAGUGUAGUUGAGAAGUGUGUUUGGGUGUGGACCUCCUUGAAUUUAUUCCUGGAGUUUGUUGAGUGUGCUGGCCUUGUAGAUUCAUGUCUGUCUUCAAAUUUUGAAGUUUUGGCCAUUAUUUCUUCAGUAAUCUAUCAGCAUCUUCUCCUAGACACCCAUAUAUAUGUCCAGUUAAUGGCGCCUUAUAACUCUUUUGGCUCUGUUCUUUUUUCUUCCUGCUUCUCUGUCUCUGAAAUUUCAAAUUCUUCUCUUUAUGUUUACUGAUUAUUUCUUCUGCCUGCUCAUCUGCUGUUAAACCCCUCUACUGAAUUUUUCAAUUACUGUGUUUUCGGGUCCAGAAUUUUUGUUUGCUUCCUUUUUGUAAUCUCUGUUGAUAUUUCGUUCGUAUAUAUUUUCCUGAUUUCCUUUUCUCUACCCGUGUUUACAUGAGUUUUUGAAAAUAUUUUAGACAGUCUAAAAUCUGUCUAGUUUGCUUGAAGCGUAGUUUCUCCAGGGAAGGUUUCCGUCACUUUAUUUUCUUCCACUUAUUGGGCCAUGUUUUCUGAGUUUUUGUUGUUGUUGUUAGAAAUUAGGCAUUGUGAAAAAAACAAGCUCCUUUUCCGGUUUUUGCAGACUGACUCUUUUCCAGGGAGGAUUUUUGCUAUUAUCUUGGCAUUCGUUCUAAGCUUUGGGAUCAAUCUGAGGAGAAGGUUUAAGAUUUUCUCAGGCCUUUUUGGAGCAUGGAUCUUACCUUUGCUUGUGGCUUUUUCCAUUUUCUCAUAGGCAACUGCUUUUAAAUAUUUAUUUGUCCCAAGAGUCUCUCCUCUGGGCCUCUGAUGGUCUGUUGUAUGUCUCCACCCAUAAUAUCUUGCCCAGGCAUCUGCUCUUCAGUCUGUCUGCUUCUUUACCAAGCAAGAUCCAGUGCUUUUCCUCCCUAAGGUGUGAGAUCCUCAAAACAGAACAGUCCCUCAGGCAGCCUCCAACAGCUUCGAACCUUGUAAGAAAGGUCUACUGUGCUUUCUCAGGUUUGAGGGAAGGAGGUGGAAACUGGGAUGCUGCUUUAGAGGUUCUGUUGUAUUCUGCACCUGUAAUUUUUUGCCCCAGGGAUCUAUAGGCAAGUUCACCAUGAGAUUUUUCCAUUAGGCAGCACUUGGACAGGAUAGAACAUUGGGAAUAAGGUGUAUUGGGCUGCAAAUAUGACUGUCUCCUGUUUUGUUUUUGUUGUUGUUUUGUUUUCUUGAGACUGUGUCUUGCUCUGUUGCCCAAGCUGGAGUGGAGUGGUAUGAUCAAGGCUCAUUGCAGCCUCAACCUCUUGGGCUCAAGCCAGAAGUAAUUAGGACUACAGGCACGUGCCACCACAUCCAGCUUUUACAUUUUUUGUAGAGAUGAGCCUUUGCCAUGUUGCCCAAGCUGGUCCCGAACUCCUGGGAUCAAGCGAUCCACACGCAUCAGCCUCCCAAAGUGCUGGGAUUACAGGAAUAAGCCACUGUGCCCAGCCAACUGCCUUCUUUUUUAAUGUGGCUUUUUCUUGAUUGAGCAGUUUCUUGAAUGCUGGGGACUUUUGAGUAUUUUCAAAUGAAGUUAGUUCCUAUAAGAUUAUUUUAGCCAAUUUUUUGGUAAGCAUAGAAUUAGCAAUAUGAUUAAUGCUUUUUCUGUAAACUACUGUUAUGAAAAAUCUGAAAUGGGUAGCAAAAUUGGGAGAUGGUAAUAUGAAUCCCCAUGUUGCCUUCAUCCAGAUUUGAUCAUUUUAAAACCAUGGAUAGUUUUGUUAGAUUUAUCCCUUCCCCCUGUUUAUGUGCCAAAGUAUUUUAAACAAAUCCAGAUGUCUUAUUUUACCCAUAUAUACUUGAUCUCUGAGAGGAUUUUUAAUCAAUGUUGAGGUGUAACUUGCAUACCAUAAGAAGCACUGCUUUUAACUGUAUAGUGAGUUUUGACUCACUAAAGUAUACACAGGUCACUUAUCACCUCAAUCAAGAUAUAGAACAUUUCAACAGAGUUCUCAAGUGCCCUUACAUGUAAUCAUUCCAGAGGAAAAUAGUCAAGAAUUCUCACCAAAAUAUGGACAAGUAGUAUCCAGCAAUACAUGAAAAGGAUGAUAUAUUCUAGCCAAAUAGAGUUUGUUCCCAAAAAAACGAGGAUAGGGUGAACAUACAGUAAGCUACCUGUGGAGAUAUUUAACUUUUUUUUUUUUUUUUUUUUUUUUUUUUUUUUUGCUGGAGUGCAGUGGCACGAUCUCCGCUCACUGCAAGCUCCGCCUCCCGCAUUCACACCAUUCUCCUGCCUCAGACUCCUGAGUAGCUGGGACUACAGGCGCCGCCACCACUCCCGGCUAUUUUUUGUAUUUUUUUGUAUUUUCAGUAGAGACGGGGUUUCACAGUGUUAGCCAGGAUGGUCUCAAUCUCCUGACCAUGAGGAGGAGGCCCGCCUCGGCCUCCCAAAGUGCUAGGAUUACAGGCGUGAGCCACCGCGCCGGGCGGAGAUACUUAACCUUACUUAACUUUCUUUCUGUAGUUCUCCGCUUAGGAACAAAAGGAAAGGCAGCUUCUUGGAUGAAUGGGCUUUCAGAUUAAUAUUUUUCUUUUGGCAGAGUGGUUUGGGUUCCAACGUUUUUAUUUUCCUUUCACUGCUUUCAGGGAGCAAAAGAGAAAAACCUACAUGACUAUCUUAAUGCAGAAAAAUACUUGAUAACAUUUCACACCUAUUCAGGGUAAACAUUCUCAGCAAAUGAGGAAUAGAAAGAAUUUCCCUUAAUGAAACAAAGGUGAUGUGUGACAGCCUGGCUGUCAGUGUGUUCACACUAAGAUCAGGAACAAGCAUUAAUGUUGAUUCUUAUCACUCUUAAUUUAGCAUUAUCCUAGAAUAUCUAGCUAACCUAUUAAGGUAUUAAAAAGGAAUAAAAGGCAUAAACGUUGAAACAGAAAGAAAAAAUUUUUAUUCACAGAAGAUGUGAGUAUAUACAUGGAAGAAUCUGUAGUUAAACAACUAGAUACUAGUAACACACAGUUUAGGAACUUCAGGAAAUAAGGUCAGUAUUUUUAAAAAGCACUUGUAUUUCUGUAACCUAGCAGCAAACAGUUAAAAAAUGAAAUACAUAUUUAUACUACCAUCAAAAACAAAAUAUUUAAACUUCUAAGAGUAAAUGUAGGGGAAUAUCUGUUUGACUUUGGAAUAGGUAAAGAUAGCACAGAUGGGACAUGAAAGGUGUAAACUAUGUAAGUAUUUAGAAAGAAAUAACAAAAAUGUUUUAAAUCCCCUUUCAACUGCCCUCAGAAGAAGAAAUUUCACUGUUUUUCUUCUCCAACUACAUGUAAACCAAAAAGUAUCAGAGUCAAGUACCAAUUUAGAUGUUUAUUUUGCCACAGUUGAGGACAUGCCACAGAGAGGUCAGUGGCUUUCCCCAAAGAUGAGUUUGAGAGCUUCAUUGUUUAAAAAGGAAAAGUAGGCUGGAGGGGAAAGAGGAAAGGUAUGGUAAUCCACCUGUGACAAGAGAAAAGGAGCAGGCAGGAGAAUAGUUAUACAUUCAUCUCACACUCAGUAAAUCAGCACUUUACAUAAGAUAGGUGUGCAUAGAGUAGCUACUGUGGAGAUAUUUAACGUUUUAUCUGUAGCUAUCUCCUUAGGAACAAAAGGAAAGGCAGCUUCUUGCAUGACUCAGCUUUCAGCUUAAUGUUUUCCUUUUGGCAGAGUGGACUGGGAUCCCUAGUUUUAUUUUCCUUUCAUAACACCAUAGUAUUUGUUCACUUCUUCUGUCUCAAAGUUGCUGGCUAGUGGAUGUAUGUUGUGUUCAUCAUAAUCACCACAUGAUAGCAUCUUUGUUCCUUCACAUUUCCUUCUUUUCACCCCUAUGUCUGUGUUUUUACUUUUACUUUUUUUUUAAUCAAAACAUUCACUUAAAAGUAUAGUGAAUACUCUAAUGAAAUCAUUAUACCCACCACCUUAAUUUACAGUUCUUUUCCUGUAUUUCUACUGGAAUUUUUUUCAAAAAAUUCAGAGAAAAUAAUAUAUUGAACCCAGUACACAUUAUUCAGUUCUAAAAAUUAUGAAGUGUGGCCAGUAAUGCUCAAUUGACUUUUGAGGGUGAGAAGGGGUGUUUAAGCACAUCCAGACAUCAUUUUCACUCAUGAAUGUUCCAAAAGUUUGCAUACAAGGAAGGGCUCAUGUUUUUAAAACCCCAAAUUUUUUAUAACAACAAAAUUAAUGUUUGAUAAUCUAAUAUCCAAUUAGUGUUCAGAUUUCACUAGCUGUUAAAACUCCUCACAUAUUCUUUGUUGCAAUCAGAUCCAAAUUGCAUUGGAUCACUCAUUGCCUUAGAUUGACCAUGUGUCUGAGGACUUUUAUUCCUGACAGCUCACACUCCCCAUGCUAUUAAUUUGUUAAAGGCUUUGGUGUUGUACAGUACUGAAUAACUGCCAAUGCCAUCUGCCUGUGGCCUUCUCAACUUUGUCUGCCCCUGUGGUUAUCCUGACUUCAAACCCGGGGAGACAGAGGCUAGAAGAGGCAGACAGCUUUUGUGUGUUCUCCUGUCCAGUGCAAAGAAUACCUGGAACUCCGAGCCCUAAUCUUAAACGCAGGACCUCAUCUGCAGGUGUUCCUCAUCCUUUUAGCCCCUCAGUGAUAUAAGCAACAAACCUCAUCCAGCUCCUGGGGCUCAGGGUCUUCACUCCCCGAUGAGCUUGUCCUGGAUUUGCAGGGAGCCUGGCUCCCUAGACCUUUUGGCCAGACCCCCACAGGGGAAUUGUGCAGGUACGCCCUCCCUAGAUCCCCAGUUGUGUCACACAUGGGGAGGGCAGCUGCACCCAGCCACCCUCUGACUUCUCUCCUCCCAACAGAUCGGCCAUCUGCAAGCUUCCCUUCUCCAUGGAGAGCAGGAAGACAGUCAUGGGACCCCAGGGAGCCAGGAGACAGGCUUUCUUGGCAUUUGGGGAUGUCACUGUGGAUUUCACCCAGAAGGAAUGGAGGCUGCUGAGCCCUGCUCAGAGGGCCCUGUACAGGGAGGUGACACUGGAGAACUACAGCCACCUGGUCUCACUAGGAAUAUAUGCAGAACAUGUCCUGCGGCCCAAGAAUCUUGGACUUGCACAUCAGAGGCAACAGCAACUACAGUUUUCUGAUCAAAGCUUCCAGAGUGACACAGCUGAAGGUCAAGAGAAAGAAAAAAGCACUAAGCCCAUGGCAUUUUCCAGCCCACCCCUAAGACAUGCAGUAAGCUCAAGGAGGAGGAACGGUGUAGUGGAAAUAGAGUCUAGUCAAGGCCAGAGGGAAAAUCCUACAGAAAUAGACAAAGUAUUGAAAGGAAUGGAAAAUUCAAGAUGGGGAGCAUUCAAGUGUGCAGAGCGUGGGCAAGACUUCAGCCGGAAGACUAUAGUAAUCAUACACAAAAAAGCACAUUCCAGGCAGAAACUUUUUACAUGCAGGGAGUGUCACCAGGGCUUUAGAGAUGAGUCAGCAUUGCUCUUGCACCAGAACACACACACAGGCGAGAAGUCCUAUGUGUGUAGUGAGUGUGGGCGAGGCUUCAGCCUCAAGGCAAAUCUCCUCAGACACCAGAGGACACACUCAGGAGAGAAGCCUUUUCUGUGCAAGGUGUGUGGACGAGGCUAUACCAGUAAGUCAUACCUCACUGUGCAUGAGAGAACACACACAGGAGAGAAGCCUUAUGAAUGCCAGGAGUGUGGGCGAAGGUUUAACGAUAAGUCCUCAUACAACAAGCACUUGAAGGCGCAUUCAGGGGAGAAGCCUUUUGUGUGCAAGGAGUGUGGGCGAGGCUAUACUAAUAAGUCAUACUUCGUUGUGCACAAGAGAAUACACUCAGGAGAGAAGCCUUACAGAUGCCAGGAGUGUGGCCGAGGCUUUAGCAAUAAGUCACACCUUAUCACACACCAGAGGACACACUCAGGGGAGAAGCCCUUUGCGUGCAGGCAGUGUGAGCAAAGUUUUAGCGUGAAAGGAAGUCUCCUCAGACACCAGAGAACACACUCAGGGGAGAAGCCUUUUGUGUGCAAGGAUUGUGAGCGAAGCUUUAGCCAAAAGUCAACUCUCGUCUACCACCAGAGAACACACUCAGGGGAGAAACCUUUUGUUUGUAGAGAAUGUGGGCAAGGAUUUAUUCAGAAGUCAACCCUUGUGAAACAUCAGAUCACACACUCAGAGGAGAAGCCUUUUGUGUGCAAGGACUGUGGACGAGGCUUUAUCCAAAAAUCAACCUUCACUUUACACCAGAGGACACACUCAGAGGAGAAGCCUUAUGGAUGUCGGGAGUGUGGGCGAAGGUUUCGGGAUAAGUCCUCCUAUAACAAGCACCUGAGGGCACACUUGGGUGAGAAACGUUUUUUCUGCAGGGAUUGUGGGCGAGGCUUUACCCUGAAGCCAAAUCUCACCAUACAUCAGAGGACACACUCAGGAGAGAAGCCCUUCAUGUGCAAGCAGUGUGAGAAAAGUUUUAGUUUGAAGGCAAAUCUUCUUAGACAUCAGUGGACACACUCAGGGGAAAGGCCAUUUAAUUGCAAGGAUUGCGGGCGAGGCUUCAUCCUAAAGUCAACUCUCUUCUUCCACCAGAAGACACACUCGGGGGAGAAGCCUUUCAUCUGUAGUGAAUGUGGGCAAGGAUUUAUCUGGAAGUCAAACCUUGUGAAACACCAGCUUGCACAUUCUGGCAAGCAGCCUUUUGUAUGCAAGGAGUGUGGGCGAGGCUUCAACUGGAAGGGAAAUCUCCUCACACACCAGAGGACACACUCAGGGGAGAAGCCCUUCGUGUGUAAUGUGUGUGGGCAAGGCUUCAGCUGGAAGAGAAGUCUCACCAGACACCACUGGCGGAUACACUCAAAGGAGAAGCCUUUUGUGUGCCAGGAGUGUAAGCGAGGCUAUACCAGUAAGUCAGACCUCACUGUGCAUGAAAGAAUACACACAGGAGAGAGGCCUUAUGAAUGCCAAGAGUGUGGACGAAAGUUUAGCAAUAAGUCAUACUACAGUAAGCACUUAAAGAGACACUUACGUGAGAAGCGUUUUUGUACAGGGAGUGUGGGUGAGGCUUCAUCUUGAAGUCAUAUCUCACCAGCCAUCAGAGGACACAGGAGAGUAACUUUGCUUUGUUACAAGCUUUAGUUGAGGCUAUAUAACUUGGUCGUGAAGAUAUAACAAAGGCAGACAGAAUCCAGAGGGCUACAGAGAACCUGAAUUCAACCCAUGUGUCCCCAAGAGAUUCAGAGAAAAGAGGUCAAUGUUUAGGGAACAGAGAUGCCAGUUGAGGGGAGGGCAUUACCUGGGCUAUUGGGGAAAUGUGGUCUCUUUCCUACUGAGCACAUAUUCUUGUUGUAUUUGAGUGCCAGGCUGUGCUUUCUAAGGACUACUCUUAGCCAGUGACUGCAGAGCAGGGAUAGCAAGGCAGGCCUGUUACUGACACUCUCCCCAACCUCCUUGGACUGCAGGCAAUCUAGGACACCUCCACCAAACCUCCUCUUGCACUUUCCUUCCCUCUGGCUGCCCUCCCAGCCUUCCUUGGUUUGGAUGUUUUGUCCCCUCCUUAAUUUAUGUUGAAACUCUACAUAAACUGUUUACUGUUGAAACAGUGUAACAGUAUUAGGAGGUGGGACCUUUGGGAAGUGAUUAAGUCAAGUCACGAAGAUAAGAGUUUUGUGAAUGGGAUCAGGUGCCCUUAUGAAGAGGCUUGAUAGAGGGAGUUUGUCCUGUGGCCCUUCUAUUUUCUGCUCUGUGAGGACACAAUGCUCCUCGCUUCCAAAAGAUGCAGCAUGAAGGCAUCAUCUUGGAAACAGACAUGAGCCCUCAACAGACAACUGAACCUACCGAUGUUUUGAUGUUGAACUUCCCAGCUUCCAGAACUCUGGGAAAAUAAAGUCCUCUUUAUACA